GAAAAGCACAUCAUUCGUAUUCGCAUUCGAUUCGUUGCAAGCCAAAGUGUUGCAUGUAGUUCCGUUGAUUUACCGGCUGCUUGGAGAGAUACCAAAGGAAAAAAAUGACAAUUGACAACUUGAAACGUUUGCAUAUUUUAAACAAUCACCUCACCUAUUGAACAUCUACGAAGGACUACAAGUGUUGUGGGUGUUUCACACAACGUUACAUUUCUACUAAUCACACAUUUGACGGCUCACACAACACAGCUGACUUUAUGACCAAAUCAAAGACCUAAAAUCUCUGGACCAAAUUCUGGAGUGAAGUUUCAGUUAUCAAUUUCAGAAGUCUAUAAAAUUAGCUCUUGCCACACGCUUCCCAAAUCAGUUGGAGUCCUUAACACAUUGAAUUUCAUCUAUGAAACAUGAGAAAGUAUCAACAGCUAUUGUUGUUAGUUAUAUCGUGCGUAAGCGUUAUAAUCCUUUUAAUGUACAAGUCGGAAAACAAUCAUUUAAAAGGAGUCCUGCAAGUUAUCAAUUUCUUCUCGAGAAAUGAUGCGGCUAUAAUGAAGAGAAUUGAAAGCAAUUCUUCAAUGUAUUUGCGUGAUUUUACGUACCCCCUUGCGGUGUGGCAAACUAUUGGCACCAACUUUCAUUCAUAUUCGGCUUAUUGGAGAAGAAAUGAACUUGUCUCGGGAGGAGAUGCAAUGGCCAUUGUUGUGGGGCGAAAAGGCGCUGUUUUGAAUUUUAAGUGCUCAUUCAAUUUUAAAGGUAGCCCCAACAUUCAAGGCAAAUUUCGUUUUCAACGUGUCGACAAAGACGGAGAAGACGACAACUCAGAAUUUACCCGUUAUUACUUCUAUUGCAAGGUGACCAGGGAUUUUGGAACGCCAGAAACUGUAAUUUUCAUAGACUCAAGUGCACCCAAGAGUGGCGGGAAUUCUCUAAAACUUAGGAUGCUCAAACUCGUAGAUAAAGGAAUGCAAAAGCUGGCCGUUCAUCCCCUCACAAUAUGUGUCAAUCUUCAUAGCAGGGAAUUCUUCAAUAUGACUUCGUUGGAAAAACAGCCCCAGGAGCUCCUACAGUUUUUCGUUCAUCAUUAUAUAAUGGGUGUGGAAGAUUUUAUUGCUUAUAGCGGCGAUGACAUACCGUUUUCCCUACAUCCAUUCCUGUCACACUUUAAUAUAAGAGUACAUUCCAUGCCCUUCAACUUUCCAUUUUCUUCCGCUAACUCGACGGACAGGAUACGCAGUAUUAUCGAAAUGGACUGUAUUUUAAGAAAUAUCAAUAGGGCAACUCAUUCUAUUUUGCUGGAUGCAAAUGAGUUUUUCUACCCGAAUACAAAUUUGGAUGACGAGAAAUCGUUAUUGCAUUCUUUGAGAAGUUAUGAUAAUGGCGUGAACCAAUUUGAUGUAAAAACAUUUGCCAUAUGCAAAGACCAAAGGCACAAAUAUUUAAUAGAAAACACAUUGUUCGAUCCGGAACUGAAGAAUUCACAUGGCGUGUCCUUGUAUAGACCACAAGAUAAUGUACUGCCCCUAAAUGGGGAGGAGCCAUCGCGCAGCAUUACUCUGCCAGUGCUGAAAUGCCUUGUACAUCGUUAUGUUAAUUGUGUACAUGUAGGCAAAGAUGGAUUGCACGAUUGGCGAAAUACUCUGCGAGAGGAUUUCAUGCAACAUAUACAGAGACUGAAGGAAGAAAUACAGCUAUUAAUUUAGGCACUAUUAUGUAUGUUAUUAAUUAAGAUCAUUUAUUAGUCUUCCCUUAAAUUAGUUUCGAUUUUCUUAACACAGAAGGCGCGUUAUUGCUUACACUUGCAGUGACACAACUCAAACGAAAUUACCAAUGUUAUCGAAUUAGAAAUUUCUAUUAAACUUUAUAAAAAAUAAAACAAACGACAAUCUGA
Molecule: messenger RNA, 1885 nt
Organism: Stomoxys calcitrans (stable fly)
Lineage: Eukaryota; Metazoa; Arthropoda; Insecta; Diptera; Muscidae
Exons: 3
Coding region: 405-1697 (430 amino acids)
Source: RefSeq, a predicted model, not a curated record